UCCUGGGGAGGAGGCCUGUCUUCCGCAGCGCCCCGCCCGGCCGCUCACAGAUCUCUCCCUGCAGGUUCUCCCCAUGACACCACCUGGACAUCUCCACCUCCUGAGGGUGUGUGGCGCCCUGCCCCUCCUCCUUCUGGGGCUGCUGCUGGCCUUGCCACCUGAGGCCCAGGGGCUCCCUGAUGCUGGCCUCCCACCCUCACAGACUGCCCAUCGGCACCUCCAGAAGCAGUUUGCACGAGACACCUUCAAGCCUGCCGCUCACCUUGUUGGAGACCCCAGCACCCAGAACUCGCUGCGCUGGAGAGCGAGCACGGACCGUGCCUUCCUCCGCCACGGCUUCGCUUUGAGCAACAACUCGCUACUGGUCCCCGCCAGCGGCCUCUACUUCAUCUACUCCCAGGUGGUCUUCUCUGGGGAAGGCUGCUCCCCCCAGGCCGCCCCCACCCCUCUCUACCUGGCCCACAAGGUCCAGCUCUUCUCCUCCCAGUACCCCUUCCACGUGUCUCUCCUCAGUGCUCAGAAGUCCGUGUGCCCAGGGCCACAGGGACCCUGGGUGCGCUCAGUGUACCAGGGGGCUGUGUUCCUGCUCACGCAGGGAGACCAGCUCUCCACGCACACGGACGGCAUCUCCCACCUGCUCCUCAGUCCCAGCACUGUCUUCUUUGGAGCCUUCGCUCUGUAG
This is a messenger RNA of Molossus molossus (Pallas's mastiff bat), 682 nucleotides long. It is a transcript of the gene LTA, whose product is annotated as lymphotoxin alpha. Gene Ontology annotation, molecular function: tumor necrosis factor receptor binding. Lineage: Eukaryota; Metazoa; Chordata; Mammalia; Chiroptera; Molossidae. Gene Ontology annotation, cellular component: membrane. Bases 74 to 682 code for a protein of 202 amino acids. The transcript has 3 exons. The record is from RefSeq and is a predicted model, not a curated record. Gene Ontology annotation, biological process: immune response.